Messenger RNA from Topomyia yanbarensis, 4655 nucleotides. RefSeq lists its product as uncharacterized. The transcript is spliced from 2 exons. Gene Ontology annotation, molecular function: nucleic acid binding; zinc ion binding. The coding region runs from base 2319 to 4655 and encodes 778 amino acids. Lineage: Eukaryota; Metazoa; Arthropoda; Insecta; Diptera; Culicidae. The record is from RefSeq and is a predicted model, not a curated record.
UUUACUUAUUCGAUGUGAGGUUAUGAACCCACUGGUAAUUGAAAAUUUUGAAAGACUUGUUGAGCUUCAACCCCAAACCAGAUUCAUGACAGUGUAUUUCAAUCACAUGUCACAAGAAAUAACGCCUGCUAGGUAUGUUCCCACAUACGUCAAUAUACUAGAUACUCCUGAAUCCACUUUAUUCUUCGACACGUCCAUGCAAGCAGAGAUUCGUGGAAUUCCGGAUCAUCUACGCUCGCGGGCGAUCCCUAAAAUAUUCACAAGUAAAUAUCAACACAUAGACUGCCUUAAAAUGUUUUACACUGAUGGGUCACGAAUCAGUGAAGCCACUGGUUUCGGUAUUUUCAACAAUAUUUUUUCAAUUUCUCUCAAACUUGCAGAACCCGCCUCUGUUUAUAUAGCGGAACUAGCAGCAGUUCACUAUAGUUUGCAAAUAAUUAAUACUUUGUAAGAAUUUUCACAAACUUUAGAAACAUCCCUAAACAAAACUUUCCGUCCAUGCUUGCCUACGAUCACCAACUGUGCCCUCUCGUGGUGGGAUAAAAGACUGUUGGGAGCUUUCACGUAGAUCGUUUUCCCACAUCCACCCUAUAGCAUUUGAUCGUACGAGCUUGAGCCACGAGUUAAAGCAGGAAUUUAAUUGUGAACCCCUUUGCCCGUAAAGCAAAUAUUGCACAAAGGGUUAUAAUAAAUUCAAUUAGGAGACCUGUGCGUGCGAAUGAGAAGGGAUGCUAUUUGAACAGCGUUCGUAAAAUAAUGUAUCGGAUUAAGUACCCAGGGAGAACAAAGCUUCUUCAUUUAGAUGAUCAGACCACUUCUAUAGAAACCGUUAAAGCAAUCAGAGUGAUACAAAGUUCGGGUUAAAUAAAAUCGUGUGAUUAACUGUAGAAGUACGCCCGAGUAGUAGCUGCAAGAAUAAAAGGGCUUUUUUAGAUAGACUGCCAAUUUUUCACACCAAACAUUUAGAAGCCAUUGCGCUUGGCCAAUAACUAGAAAUAGUACUCAGGAAUUGGAAUAGGCAGGUAAUACGCAUUAAUUAACAUAAUCAAUAAAACGUUCUCAUGAGUGUUACGUCGAACAGGAAAACCCACAGUUCGACGUGGGUCUUUGUGCCGGAGUAGGGUCACGUGCAGCACGAAAAACUUCACACGUGGUCCCAAUCGGUACACCCUAGUACACGGCCCCCGCUUCUACCCAGCCGGAAAACUCCGUUGAACUAAUCCUACGACCCGCCGUCAAAUUAUCUCGUAGCGGUAUCGACGUCACGACCAAUCCUCCACGUGGUCGAAAUCCGAACUAUUUCCCGAAUGGUCACGCACCUCACGUCCAACGUCGAGUAACUAGUACCGUGUCGCCAUCGCUGAACGUAACGUGGUACUAUCGCGCGCUAGGAUUCCGACAAGUGUCUUUGCUACGGAAUACGCGCCGGCACGCGUGGGAGUUCUACUGACGGUUUUUCACGCUCAAAAAUGAAUUGCUGCAAAUGGAAACAUCAGGGUGUUACGGUCUAAUCGACAAUUGUGUGCUGUCCCGGAGCGGUGUCGGAGAGAUGUAAGUCAGAUGUCGAGCACAGACAGUCUAAGGAAAUGCGUAGGAUCACAUUUAGCCAUUAAGAAAACUAUACCUGUACACUAGUGUUAAAUGAGGACGUUAAUCUGAAAAUAGAAAAUGAUCUAGCUAGAAUGUCAUGACGGUUUCGCCUAGUUUUUGUCUGUACCAGAUUUAGAAUCGCGAUUUAGAUAAACUCGGGUUGAUGUAGUGCUAACGCGUUCAAAAAGCAAUUCAUCUUAUACAGGUUUAGGAAUGAUCGUAUCUUUGGUUCGGUACAGAACUCGAGUCUACUUGGAUGUUCAAAUGAAGUCGGGUGUUUGAUUAUUCACUUAUAACCCGCCCUGGGAAAAAGCCUCAGCCGGGCAAUCUAAGAUGCCUCAACAGCCUCUCCCUAGGAGAGUGGCGCUAAAGCUGUUGUAGGUGAUCAGGACAAACUCAUUCGUCACAUUUGGCGCCCAACGUGGGGCCGAAAUUAGAAAUCAUCAGUAAGGACUAUUAAAUUUUUUUGAGUUGGGUAAUUUAGUUGAAAUAGGUCAAGAUAAAUUAAUGUUUUUUAAAGUAAGUAAAUAAGAUACCGCGAUCUCGAAUAUGCUUAGUAGUACAUAAAAACUUAUCAUCAAUCAGUGUGAUUUAGUCCUAGGAAGUUUUUGCUAUAAUUUCUCUUUAUUUUAGGUAUUUCGGAUAAUAAUUUGAGGAUUAAACCGUGAGUGCAGAAAAUUGUUCAUAAACUCAAAAUAAGUAGUUGAAUAUUCGGUUGUUUGAUAACCAUGGAUUUCUAUCGUGUUAAUGCCAACGACCUGCAACCUGAGGAAAUUGAUUACGAGCUGAGCAUUCGCUCCAGACUUUGUGAUGAAAACUGGGAGUCCAAACGAAGAACUCUGCGCAAACUUCUACGAGAAGGUGAACCGUCAAAUUUUACAGUUGUCUCUCACUAUACGCUAGUACAAGACCUUAUAAGAGUACCUCUAAAACUAAAGGAGAUAGAAAAAGAUCUGAUACAAGAUCCGUCUUCAGGGUGUCUAUCUCGACUGGUACACUAUCAUAAAAGGAUUCGUCGAUAUGUUCCGCAAAACACGGACCAAAAGGACAGCCAGGUUGUACUCUUGGAUGCGAUCGAUCGUCUUGCGUCGCAAUAUUUUAAAAUAAGCUUCCCAGAUGCCGCAGCAUGCACCCCCACCAUUAACUUAGUUCCCGACCUUCGCAACGAACGUUCUUUCGCCAUGACACAAUAUUGCAGUAACUUGGGACAAACUCUCAACCCUGAAACCAAAAAUGUAAUAAAACAUUCUGCUUCACACGUGCUAGCUCCAUUCCAAAUGACUGGCGAAAUGCUGUCAUCGACGCUGAAUCGUCCGACCCCUGGGAUCUUAGGCGAGAAUGAAGGUGCGGUGGGCGGAAUUCUUGCGCCAUCAGAUAUCUUCCCUCCUCAACCACACCAGCUGGCCUCGAGGACCACUCACACGAGCCAGGGACCCUGGGUAAUGAAUUUUGGAAAUGAUCCGACGUAUGAUCGGCAAAAAUCAGCUCCCGAUCCAACAACCGGAACCAUUCAUGCUUCAUGGCCGCUGACGAAACCUGAUACUGUCGCAGCAUUGAUAGGUAACGAGUCCACUCCCUUGAGACAUAACACCAAUCCGGCCAGAACGAUGGUGAGCUUUCCGGGUGCCUUCACUCAGAAUCGCUUAGAUCGAAAUGGAGGAAUUCAGCCCCCGGCACAGGGAGAUAUUCCACCGAUCAAUCCGCUUCCUAAGUUUAUUGGUGAGGAUAGAGCCACGAAGCCGGAAGUACCAUCUGAAGAAAAAGCAAAUCGAAGUGAGUAUAUUCACAUGUCGGAAAUUGAGUCGUAUAUCAAAACCUAUGUGGACCGGGUGCUUGGACCAGGACCAAAAUACCCCGAAAUGACUGAGGCGGCCGUAAGUCGCUUGGCGGACCAAAUCGCUAACGUUGGUUUGAAAGAUCAGGAUUUAUCACGAAUUUCACAGGGCCGGCCGAUGUUCAAUUCAACACAGCUUCUGGCACCGGAACCUCCUUUGCAGUUAUCAAUUAGUGGGCAACAACCCCCACGAUCAGAACACAAUCAGGGCGCUUAUAAUAUACAGCUUGACAGGUCGCGAGCCAGCCCAAUGCCCAGGUUUAUUCCCAACCCAGGUAGCCAAGAUCAGGGUGGAUUACAUCCGCAUGUAAGAAAUGUUCAAACUCCAAUGGGAAAUCCUGAUCCGUCCUUCUUCGCCAGACGAUUGCCACACCAACAAUGUAACAUAAUCGAGAAGUGGCCAAAGUUUAGUGGGGACACGAAUCUAAUUCCAGUCACCGACUUUUUACGUCAAGUCGACAUCCUUUGUCGAUCGUAUGCUAUUAGCAAGCAGGAGUUAAGGAUGCAUGCACAUCUUCUGUUUAAGGAUAGUGCUUAUGUGUGGUACACGACCUACGAGGAAAAAUUUUACACCUGGGAGACGUUGGAAACGUACCUACGGAUGAGAUACCACAAUCCCAAUCGGGACCGGAUUAUACGUGUGGAGUUACGGAACCGAAAACAACGACCAAACGAAUUGUUUAGUGCUUUUCUUACGGACAUUGAGACCUUGGCGCAGCGAAUGAUUCAGAAGAUGUCUGAAAGAGAGAAGUUUGAUUUGAUCGUCGAAAAUAUGAAGAUGAGCUACAAACGUCACCUAGCUCUCGAGCCAAUUUAUUCUGUAGAACAUCUUGCUCAACUCUGUUUCAAAUUUGACGCCUUAGAAACUAAUUUGUAUGUUGCUGGGAAUCCACAGAAACCAUCGGUCCAUCAAGUGACCGCGGAAGAUGGAGAACCAGAAGAGGAAGAUAAUGAAGAAACGGAGAGGGUUUAUGCAUUGCAAAAUCGCUUCAGAAAACCGCCGCGUACAAGCGAGAACCGAUACGCCGAUCGUCAGUCCCACAAUACGUAUUCGGGAUCAAAUAAUACCCUGUGCUGGAACUGCCGCCAAACGGGACACAUGUGGCGAGAAUGUGAUCAGAAAAAAACCGUUUUCUGCCACAUUUGCGGACAUCUGGAUACCACCGCUUUUCGAUGCCCCAAUAAACACAAUCUGAGUAACCCGAACGAUGAGGAGUCAAAAAACGAAUAG